Molecule: messenger RNA, 1930 nt
Organism: Rhincodon typus (whale shark)
Lineage: Eukaryota; Metazoa; Chordata; Chondrichthyes; Orectolobiformes; Rhincodontidae
Gene: gmps
Product: guanine monophosphate synthase
Exons: 15
Coding region: 58-1893 (611 amino acids)
Biological process (GO): GMP biosynthetic process
Cellular component (GO): cytosol
Molecular function (GO): GMP synthase activity; ATP binding; GMP synthase (glutamine-hydrolyzing) activity
Source: RefSeq, a predicted model, not a curated record
UCCCCCUCUUUUCGGGCGCUCGUCCGCAGCUAGUACCAGAGCUCUUAUUGCAGACCUAUGAACCAAUCCAUUGUUUAUAUCGUCGACUUCUUGCGGGGGGCGGGGGGUACUCUGAAAGAAAACAGACAACGAAGGACCACGAAACCUUGCUUUGAAGGGAUCUCCUACCACAGGAUUCUAAAACUGUAUCUUGGACUGAUCUUCAAGUCAGUAAUCCUUCUGAUUGACAGGAGACUGGGCCAGGAAGAAUCAACUAUCAACUCUGUUGAACACAUUUCCACCAGAACUGAUUUUGAAUCCAUGUCUCAAGAAGAGAAAAAAUCAGAACAAAGUUAUUCAACACUGGAGACUGCUGGAGGAGACAUUAAGGAUGCCAGACAUCAGUAUGAAGGAGCCGUGGUGAUUCUUGAUGCAGGAGCACAGUAUGGAAAAGUAAUUGACCGGCGUGUUAGAGAACUUUCUGUACAGUCAGAAAUCCUGCCACUUGAGACACCUGCGUUUGCAAUCAAAGAGAAUGGUUUUCGAGCUAUCAUCAUAUCUGGGGGACCAAGUUCUGUCUAUGCAGAGGAUGCUCCAUGGUUUGAUCCAGCGAUAUUUACAAUUGGCAAGCCAGUCCUUGGAAUCUGCUAUGGAAUGCAGAUGAUGAAUAAAGUUUUUGGAGGUACAGUACACAGAAAGAAUGUGAGAGAAGAUGGUCUGUUCACAAUAAAUGUGGACAAUAGCUGUUCACUGUUCAGAGGUCUCCAGAAAGAUGAGCUUGUUUUGCUCACUCAUGGUGAUAGUGUGGACAAGGUGGCAGAGGGAUUCAAAGUUGUUGCGCAAUCUGGAAACAUUGCAGCAGCGAUUGCGAAUGAAUCCAAGAAACUCUAUGGUGUUCAGUUCCACCCAGAAGUGGAUUUGACAGAGCAUGGGAGAGAUAUUUUGAAGAAUUUCUUGUUUGAUAUUGCUGGAUGCAGUGGGACAUUCACAGUUCAGAGCAGAGAAGUAGAAUGCAUCAGAGAAAUACAAAAGAAAGUAGGACAUUCCAAAGUUCUGGUACUACUGAGUGGUGGAGUAGAUUCGACAGUGUGUACAGCUUUAUUGAAUAAGGCUUUGAACCAAGAUCAAGUAAUAGCUGUUCACAUAGACAAUGGUUUCAUGCGAAAAAGAGAGAGCCAGUCUGUUGAGGAAGCCUUGAAGAAACUUGGUAUUAAAGUCAAAGUGGUUAAUGCAGCACAUGCAUUCUACAACGGUACAACAACUCUGCCAAUUUCAGAAGAAGACAGAACUCCCAGAAAGAGAAUAAGUAAGACCCUGAAUAUGACAACAAAUCCUGAAGAAAAAAGAAAAAUAAUAGGAGAUACUUUUGUGAAGAUUGCAAAUGAGGUAAUUGGAGAAAUGAAUCUGAAGCCUGAAGAAGUGUAUCUUGCUCAAGGUACUUUGAGGCCAGAUUUAAUUGAAAGUGCUUCAUUAGAGGCGAGUGGGAAAGCUGAUGUCAUCAAAACUCAUCACAAUGAUACAGAACUGAUAAGAAAAUUGAGGGAAGAGGGUAAAGUGAUUGAGCCCCUAAAAGACUUUCACAAGGAUGAAGUGAGAGCAUUAGGCAGAGAGCUGGGUCUUCCUGAAGAUGUAAUUUUGAGGCACCCAUUCCCAGGACCCGGUCUUGCUAUUAGAAUAAUCUGUGCUGAUGAGCCUUACAUUUGCAAAGACUUUGCGGAAACUAAUAACAUUUUGAAAAUAGUAGCUGAUUUCUCUGCAAGUGUGAAAAAGCCGCACACACUAUUGCAAAGGGUCAAGUCCUGUACGAGCGAUGAAGAACAAGAACAGUUGAUGCAAAUUACAAGCCUGCAUUCACUUAGUGCUUUUCUUCUGCCAAUUAAAACUGUUGGCGUACAGGUUAGUGUUGCAACGUAAAUAUUACAAAAGAAGUCAAAUGCCAUUUAGAGAUAGU